AUGGCAGAAAUGCAGAGGUUCUUGCGAUGGAGUACGGAUCGCCGCCUUGUCACCAACUGUUACAUCGCUGGGUCCAGUAAUCACAAUCAGCGGAUCGAAAGCUGGUGGGCCUUUUUGAGAAGACAUCAUGCCCAGUACUGGAUGAAUCGUUUCCAGCAACUGAAAGACAAAGACUGCUUCUCUGGAGACUUCUUGGACAAGCAACUUAUAUUGUUUAGUUGCAUGGCCAUCAUCCAGUGUCUCUCAAGCGAGCUUCAAGGAGUCUCUCCGAGGCAAAGCAGCUCUCCAGAGAAGCUCCACUGUCAGAGCCACAGAGCCACCAGACCCACCCUGAAGAUGAAGCCCGACUUCCUGCUGCUGCUGCUGCUGCUGGGCCUCUCGCAGGCCCAUCCUCUCCAGGAGGAGGGAAGCGGAGAACAGGUCCUGGUGGAAGACCCGGAGGCCAUCCACAUGGACAUCAGCACCAGGAUCCUGUCCUCCAACAACGGCUCCAGUGAGAUCCUGCUGGAAGGAGACAUGGUGGUGCCCAGAACCAGAAACGCCAUGUUCUGCUGGACCCACAACUGCCUGUGGAGGAAAGGCUCCGACGGCCUGGUGACCAUCCCCUUCACGGUGAGCGGCGACUUCUCGGCCUGGGACAGGCAGAAGAUCGAGCGCGCCAUGCGGUCCUACCACAGCGGCACCUGCCUCCGCUUCGUCCCCCGUCAGAAGGAGCAGGACUACAUCAGCAUCCAGAACAGAGACGGCUGCUUCUCGUCUCUGGGCAGAGAGGGAGGCGCGCAGGUCCUCUCCCUCAACAGGCAGGGCUGCCUCUACCACGGCAUCAUCCAGCACGAGAUCAACCACGCUCUGGGCUUCCAGCACGAGCAGACCAGGAGCGACCGCGACCAGUACGUCAGGAUCAACUGGGAGAACAUCGACCCGCGGAUGGCCUACAACUUCUACAGGCAGCACACCGACAACCUGGACACUCCCUACGACUACUCCUCCAUCAUGCACUACGGCAGGACGGCCUUCUCCGUCCAGUACGGGAGGGACAGCAUCACCCCGAUCCCCGACCCCACCGUCCAGAUCGGCCAGAGGCAGGGCCUGUCCCGCAUCGACAUCCUGAGGAUCAACCGGCUCUACGGCUGCUGA
Molecule: messenger RNA, 1137 nt
Organism: Myripristis murdjan (pinecone soldierfish)
Lineage: Eukaryota; Metazoa; Chordata; Actinopteri; Holocentriformes; Holocentridae
Product: high choriolytic enzyme 1-like
Exons: 3
Coding region: 1-1137 (378 amino acids)
Biological process (GO): proteolysis
Molecular function (GO): metalloendopeptidase activity; zinc ion binding
Source: RefSeq, a predicted model, not a curated record